GUCGGCAACGGCUUGCAGUACGAACAUAGACGGUGGCGGGAAAAGUAACUCGAAAAAAGCCGCUACGAAAAUUAUUUUUCUAGAAAUAUUUUAAACGUAAAAUGUUCGUUACUACAAAACUGAGGAAAGUGAACAGGGAACUGGCGAAGAGAUUGUUCGAGGCCCGCGCUGUGACGUUGAUUCUGAAGAAAGAUUUCUCGCAGAGAGAUGUUGACGUGAAUGAAUUCUUUAAGUUCUAUAAUGAGAACAGUUAUCAGGAGGACCGGUAUAAACCACUCACGGAACAGGACUAUGAUCGGUACUUGAGUACGAGGGCGGCGCGUAGGGAGCCUGCGCUGACGAGACAAAUCACAUCCCUCGCCUACAAGGUAGGCAAAGAGAUGAUCUCCCUCGCGGAAGGCAUGCCCAACGAGCAAGUAUUCCCGUUCACACGACUCUCCAUGGAUACUAAGUUCUCAAGUUUGGUGUUAGAAGGUAAAGACCUCGCUGCAGCGCUGCAAUAUGUGCCGUCACAGGGUCUCCCAGCCUUGCUAUCAGAGCUGCGGAAGUUCCAGUCUGAAACGCAUCGUGCCCCUGAAGUACCGCGCGACGUGCUGGUCACCAAUGGAGGACAGCAUGGUAUCUACCAGUGCGUGGAGCUGUUGGUGGAACCCGGAGACCCUGUCAUCACAUGCGAGUACGCUUACACCGGGAUACAUAGCACUCUAAAACCCUACCAGCCAGAAAUCAUAGGCAUUCCAGAAGAUGAAGAUGGGAUGAUUCCAGAGACUUUAGACGCAGUUUUAGGGGAGCGGUUACGACGAGGGUUGAAGAUGCCUAAGAUGAUGUAUAUAAUCCCGACUGGUAGUAACCCUACUGGCACAGUGCUGCCAGAAGAGAGGCGACGACAGAUUUAUGAACUAGCGUGCAGAUACGACUUCCUCAUUGUAGAAGAUGAUCCUUACAUGUUCUUGAAUUAUACUGAUCGACCAAUCCCAUCAUUCCUUUCAAUGGACACAUGUGGUCGCGUGCUGCGGCUGGACUCCGUGUCGAAGGUUGUGAGCGCUGGGCUGCGCGGCGCCUGGAUUACCGCGCCCAAGCCACUACUGCAGCGCUUGGAACUACAUACGCAAGCUGAACUCUUACACUCCUGCACAUUAGCGCAGGCUAUCCUACUACAACUCGUUCAGUGCCGCAAGUCCCUCGCCUCUCACCUGACGAACGCUCGCGACUUCUACCGCGAGCGCCGCGACGCGCUGCACGCCGCACUGAAGCCCGUCGAACAUCUAGCCCCGUACUCCAUGCCUGAUGCAGGACUGUUCUUCUGGCUUCGAGUCAAUGGAGUUGACGAUGUUUAUAACAUGGUAUUCCACACUGCAUUCCAACGUGGUCUAAUGUUGGUACCAGGACAAGCGUUCUUAUACGACAGUAACGCCCCCUGUCCGUAUCUGCGGCUAACGUUUAGUAAAAUCCGCCACGAGGACAUGGACAAAGCAGUAAGCAAUCUCGUAGAAAUAAUCCGGGAAGAGCAACAACGCACCCUACAGAAACCAAAAAGGGUUGCCACUGAAGGAUAGAUGGCGUUGUUCUACAUUUAACUUUAAGUGCAUUUUGGUCUCCUUUGCCAAAUUUUUGAACCAAAUUUUAAUGAGUCCAAACUAAUGAUAGGAUUAAAUUUAUAUUAAGUGUUAUAAUGAAAAAUCUGUUAUUUUUCUAGUGAAGGUAAUGAUUUUAUGAAAUUACCUAUCUAUUAAUUUAUAACUUGUGUGAAUAUUUGAAUAGUUAGAUUAAUUAUUAAAUAAGUAUAUUUAAUAUCCGUUAUUGUAGUAUCAUGUUCGUUUAGUUUUCCAUUAUUAUGUCUUGUAGUUAUAAUUUAUUUUGUACUUGAAUGUUAUUUUCAUAAAUUGUUUUACAGUUUUAUUUAUUAUUCGCUAGAUGGCGAGUCUAGAUGCUUUCGCUACAUGUUUUUUUUUUAUUUUGUUGAACAUUAUCAAAUAAACCAUUACAUAUUAAAUUUCAAAUUUAAUUGAAAUCGCAGAUUUUUUCAUGGGAUCAAGUUGUUUGUUUUUGUUUUAAUUAAAUUUAUAUUGAGUUUCUUCUACUCGACGCUAGAUGGCAGGCCGAAGAAUUUUGUAAUUAAUAUUUAAUUAAUUGUUAUACUGAUUACAGUUCGUAACAUUUCUGAUUUAAGUAAUAAAAUAUUAU
This is a messenger RNA of Spodoptera litura, 2184 nucleotides long. RefSeq names its product kynurenine/alpha-aminoadipate aminotransferase, mitochondrial. The record is from RefSeq and is a predicted model, not a curated record. Lineage: Eukaryota; Metazoa; Arthropoda; Insecta; Lepidoptera; Noctuidae. Gene Ontology annotation, molecular function: L-kynurenine:2-oxoglutarate transaminase activity; pyridoxal phosphate binding; protein binding. Gene Ontology annotation, biological process: biosynthetic process.